Tripterygium wilfordii is the source of this 1527-nucleotide messenger RNA. RefSeq lists its product as uncharacterized. The transcript has 7 exons. The record is from RefSeq and is a predicted model, not a curated record. NCBI's taxonomy places the organism in Eukaryota, Viridiplantae, Streptophyta, Magnoliopsida, Celastrales, Celastraceae. The coding region runs from base 247 to 999 and encodes 250 amino acids.
UUCUUCACCAUGGCACAUAGGGCACGCCCAACGAACGUCGAAACGGGUUCCAAUCGAAGUAAGGAUUAAAUCAUUAACCCAAGUAUGUUUCUCUGAAUCAGACGCAAGUGAAACAAAUUCAAGCAUGCAAGCACACUAGUUUUUGCAAUUACGACAUUUGAAGAUUUGGAUUUGUCAAGAGUUGAUUCAACAAAGAGAGGAGAUCAAUCGCUUCUUUCUUUUCGUUCGAAUUCGAAUUUCGUGGUAAUGGCUUUGAAUCCCUCUCUCCAACCAGAGAUCGGACCAGAUGGCCUCCCUAGAGAAGCCCCUGUUAUCGCCUAUACCGAGAAGAAAAUCCUGGAAGAGCAGCUUCAGCUAAGGAAAUACAUUGAAGAAAAUUAUUCAAAAAUCCGUGAUGUUGAGCGGGAGUUAAUGAAUCUUUCAAUGGAGAUGAAACUUACGGCUGGACCUAAGAAAGCUGCGCUUGAACUCUUGAGAAAGAAAAUAGAGAUAUCAACUGAAAAGGUCCGUGUUGCCAAGCUGAAGGAAGAAGAAGCACGGAAGGUUUGGGAAUCAGCAUCAAAGGCUGUGAAGGAUGAGGAAGCAAUUAAGCAGAAGCUAUGUGAAGACUUAAACCAAUUGGUUCAAGAAAGCAGUAACAGCCAGUUUUCAAGACUUGAGGAACUAAAAAGGCGAUUGGAAGCUAUGAACCCAAGCAGAGCAUCCUCCUCUACUCCUAAGGAUGUAAAACAAAUUGGACCUGCACUGAAUAGCAUGGAUACUCCAUCAAUCCCUAAUGCAACUGCUCAUAGCGAUGGAGGAAAUGUGAAUGUACCUGAUCAAGGCAAUGGUGAAAACGCUUCAGCCAUGAAUGGGCACAAUCAGCAUCCCAAUGUUGAAGGAGAAGGAAGAGGAAAGAAGAGGAGUCAGCUUUUAGGAAGAGGAAGGGGUAUUGGGGCUGUGCCGAAGGGUAGAGGAUCUUCAUUGCCUGGCUGGACAGGGGCUGGCUUUGAAUGUUGACACUAGAAGUUAGAAGCAGCACGUCAGAUAUUCUUUUAAAUUCUGAAACUGUGAGCCAAGUAAUAUCACUUUUCCGGGUAUAUAUGUUAGUCCAUCUCUCUGCUCUUUACAUGGUAGUCAAGUAGGAACUGAUUCAAGAACAAUAUUGCUUUAGAUGUUCCUCAUCAUUUUCUGUUGAAAGCUCUAUUCCGAUUCUGCACAUUUCUUGAUUGAUUGACAUUUAAAUAAUAAAAUGUGAGGAAGAUAGGCAAGGGGCAGGUGAUGACUUUUGAAGAAAUGUCCUUUAGAUCAGUGCACUGUCUAAUUUUGAUGGUCAUGACUCAUGGACGUCAUUGAUGGGCUUUUUGCUCUUAAAAAGACUUCCUCUACAGGCGAACAUGUGGCCUAGUGAUAGAGUUCCGGGGGUGCAACCUAGAGGUCACAGUUUAAUUUCUGAGAAGUCUCUGCGUACAUCUUGCAUAAUCCCGCCCACUGCGGGAGUCUUAUGUACGAGUAUUGUUUACCAUAAAUAAGACUUCCUCUUGGGGC